This is a messenger RNA of Astyanax mexicanus (Mexican tetra), 1240 nucleotides long. RefSeq names its product trace amine-associated receptor 1-like. The record is from RefSeq and is a predicted model, not a curated record. The coding region runs from base 69 to 1094 and encodes 341 amino acids. Gene Ontology annotation, molecular function: trace-amine receptor activity. NCBI's taxonomy places the organism in Eukaryota, Metazoa, Chordata, Actinopteri, Characiformes, Acestrorhamphidae. Gene Ontology annotation, biological process: adenylate cyclase-activating adrenergic receptor signaling pathway. The transcript has a single exon. Gene Ontology annotation, cellular component: membrane.
GCUGAAGGUAAGAUCUAAUAGACAGGAGCUUUGCUGCUGCAUUACCAAAAAAAAAUCUCCUCGACAGAAUGAACUCAAGCCACACUGAGAAAGUGGAGAUUAUUGAUUUUUGCUAUGAAUUUUUAAAUGGUUCUUGUCCAAAACAUGUCUAUCCACUAGUUUUGAGGGUGCCACUUUAUUUGUUUUUUGGUUCAGUGGUGAUUUUAACAGUAUUUGGAAAUAUUUUCGUCAUUGUAACCAUUGCUCAUUUCAAGCAGCUUCACAUGCCGACUAACUUUCUUGUUCUUUCUUUGGCUGUAACUGAUCUGCUGCUGGGAGCUCUUUAUAUGCCACCUUGUAUGGUACAAUCUUUAGAAACUUGCUGGUAUUUAGGGACUGUAUUCUGUAAAAUACACAGCAGUGUUGCCAUUAUGUUGUGUACUGCUUCAAUUAUAAAUCUGUCUUUCAUUUCCAUUGACAGAUAUUACGCUGUCUGUCACCCCCUUCUGUAUCACAGUAAAAUCACUUCCUCUGUCACAGUAAUUAUGAUUGUUAUCUGCUGGAGUGUUUCGGCUGCAGUUGGGUUUGGAAUAAUAUUUCUAGAGCUGAAUAUUCUGGGUAUUGAAGAGUUUUAUUAUGAGAAUGUUGCAUGUGAAGGGGGAUGUGUGUUGUUUCAAAGUGCAGCAUCGAGCACUGCUUCCUCUGUCAUUUCAUUUUACAUCCCAGGUGUUGUGAUGCUCAGUAUAUAUAUAAAGAUAUUUCAUGUUGCACAAAAGCAAGCAAAGUCUAUUCAGCACUCAAAAUGUAAAAGCAAUAUAAAAUCAGUGUUGAGCAAAGAAGAGAAAAAAGCCACAAAAACCUUGGCCGUGGUUUUGGGUGUAUUCCUCUCACUCUGGACUCCAUUUUUUAUUGCUAAUGUUAUGAAUCCGUUUAUCGGUUAUGCAGUCCCUCCAGUUUUAAUUGAUAUGCUGGCUUGGAUUGGACUUAUGAAUUCUACUUGUAAUCCUAUUGUUUAUGCUUUCUUCUACAAAUGGUUUAGAAAAGCAUUCAGGAUUAUUAUAUCAGGUCAAAUAUUUCAGCCAGGGUCUUCAAGGAUUCAUCUGUUUUCACACUAAAAAAAAGGAAGAAAGAAAAUAUAGCCCAUGACAAAAGCUGUCUAAAGGUAAACUUGCCUAUGCUUUUUGAAACACUUAGUAAAAAAAUGUGUAAAAAAAAAUAUAUUGUGGAUAUGUAUGUACUCAUUCAUGCUGUACGUUCAUGU